UUCUUGUGUCGUCAUCGGGAAGUGACUCGUGCAGUCGAGUUUGUCAACACACUCGAAAGAAAUUCACUUGCAAGAAGAAGCAAAGUAUUUCCGUCCUAUGCAUAUGAAGUGACAAAUUAAAACAGCCUUGUGAGAUUUUUUUAAAUGUUCACGCGCGCUCUUUUAAGGAUACAAUGCUGCUUUUUUUUACUUUAACAUGUCUGCCGACGUUUGGACAAGCUUCACUGCCGCUGGUUAUCAAUACUUGGGGCUUCAAGAAUGCGACGGCUGCUGCAUGGACGGUCCUGCAGUCCGGCGGCUCGGCGCUGGACGCCGUGGAAAAGGGCUGCGGGCGCUGCCAACGAGAGCAGUGCGGCGGUAGCGUGGGCUACGGCGGCAGCCCGGACGAGAACGGAGAGACUACGCUGGAUGCCAUGAUAAUGAACGGCAACACAAUGGAGGUGGGCGCCGUGGCCGACCUGAAGAGAAUCAAGAACGCCAUCGGCGUGGCGAGGGCAGUGAUGGAGCGCACGGAGCACACCAUGCUGGUGGGCGAGUCAGCGUCGGUGUUCGCGGAAAACAUGGGCUUCGCCGCGGAGGACCUGACCACCGCCAAGUCGCUGGAGAUUUUCACCCAGUGGCUGAAGGGCAGCUGCCAACCUAAUUACAGAAAGAACGUUUCUCCAGAUCCCUCCAAAUUGUGUCAUCCCUACAAGCCUCUUGCGGAGCUGAGGCCGAAAGAGCGACGACUCUCUGCUAAUAUUCGCUCUCACGACACCAUAGGUAUGAUUGCCUUUGACCGAUACGGUCACCUGGCUGUGGGGACGUCCACUAAUGGGCUCAAUCAUAAAGUUCCAGGUCGAGUUGGUGAUUCCCCUAUCGCCGGGGCGGGAGGGUACGCUGACGCAUCGGCCGGAGCCGCCGCCGCGACCGGAGACGGGGACGUUAUGAUGCGAUUCCUGCCCAGUUACUUGGCGGUGGAGCUGAUGAGGGCCGGGACGGAUCCCUCGGCAGCCUGCGAGACGGCCAUUUCCAGGAUUAAAAGGCAUUACGCGCACUUCUUCGGGGCGAUCAUCUGCGCUAACGCGACGGGCCAUUAUGGUGCCGCUUGUAACAAAGUGCCCGGCUUGUUGCAGUUUCACUACAUGGUGGCAGACGGCGGGUCUGACGCGCCGCUUCUCAAGUCGGUGGACUGCUUUUAAUUUUUCACAUUUUUUUUUUAAACUCAAAACUAUUUGGAG
Molecule: messenger RNA, 1220 nt
Organism: Syngnathoides biaculeatus (alligator pipefish)
Lineage: Eukaryota; Metazoa; Chordata; Actinopteri; Syngnathiformes; Syngnathidae
Gene: aga
Product: aspartylglucosaminidase
Exons: 9
Coding region: 174-1181 (335 amino acids)
Biological process (GO): protein deglycosylation
Cellular component (GO): lysosome
Molecular function (GO): N4-(beta-N-acetylglucosaminyl)-L-asparaginase activity
Source: RefSeq, a predicted model, not a curated record